UUUUCUGCGCAGUGAUAACAAAGUAUCAAAGCUUUGUAUCUCGCGUGAUAUUCACGUGCGGGUGGCCAAAUCCGUGACCAAGUUCCUUUUGACUCUUUGACCGCUCCGUCGAUAAAAACCCAGGCGCCUGUCCCUGCUUUUCUUCUCUCUACCCGUAUAAGGCCAAGUGAUCGUCGUCGAGUCUUCAACGCUCUCUACUCUACCAUGGCCGUUCGACGAACUAAACUAUGUCGCAACUAUGCCCUUGGCCACUGUCCACAGGGUGACCAAUGCAAGUAUAUACACUCGGACUACAUUCCUCUUAACCCGACGUUCUCCAUGAUCCAUCAGAGCCCGCCGAUGCUGGGUGUACACAACAGCUUCAGUCCUAAUUCUCCUUUCUCUCUCUCAGCCCCCGCGAUGCCGUGGGGUCUACCCUCACCAACGGCCGCGGUUCCUCAGGGCUAUCCUUACAACUGGAAUUAUCAGAUGACCCCAACGAUGCCUACUUUUAAUGCCGCGCGUCCCCCGCAGUUCCGCCCUCUUUCCUGGAGAACAACCCUUUGUAGACAUUUUAUCAAGAACCAGGGUUGGUGUCCUCUUGGUGAGGAUUGCGGCUACAUACACGAUCUGCAGCUUGCAGCACAUGCUCAGAACGAUAUUCGUUAUCCCGAUCGUAGUCAAUCACAUCGAGCGACCAAGGGAAUGUCCAAUGGAAAGAACGGAAGCAAGCAAAGUCACUGCUGGGCUUACGUGCAAGGCAUGUGUCGUGUUAAGGAUUGCCCAUACCUUCACCCGGCUUCCAUGGAGCUCUUCAUACCCCACACUCCGUGUCUUGCUUGGCCGAACUGCUCCAAGGGUCCGAUGUGUAGGUUCAAGCAUCCGGAACCUCUCAUUCCAAGGAUUCCCGGUUUCUCUACUCAAGCCUCAGUGUCACAGCAGGCCCAGCCAACAUCACCGGUUCAGCCCAUCCCCCCCGGAACCGUCCAGGUUCAUGGCACGACUUAUUUCCCCGUUGCUCAAGAGGGCUCUGCGCCACAACCGCCUCUCCCUUCUACAGGCCCACAACGCAGUCCACAAUUCCCACUUCACUACUCGCCUACGGCAGCGAGCGUUCCUUCCGGUUAUUCUCCAUACUCGAAUGCAUCUUUAUCAUUCCGCUCUCCCGUCUAUGAAUCAAGACAAGUUGUCCCUAUGGUCUCCGUUGCCAGCACGUCGUCUGAGGAUGCCAAUCGUUACGCAGGAAUGCGUCCUCCCAUCCCCUCUGGUGACGUCAAAGUUGACGAUACCCCUACUAAAGAUGCUACUGGGCUCGAUGAGUUCCCGUAUCGCCCACCUGUCCAUCAACGUUCAGGUCAUGCCCGACGCGUUAGCGUGACUUUGAAGAGUAAAGAAGACUCAGAUGCAUUGGGUCUGACCAAUCAUGGAACGACUCGUCGUCAGAGCUGGAUGACACAUUCCAAGCGCGAUGCCGAGACGCACAGGAGCUGGCCUUGGGCUCCGGAUGCAAUGGGAUUGCCUUCGACUGCGUCCUCACACAAGUCGGUCUUCGGUUUCUGAAGAAUGUUUCUUCAACAUUUUCCUUGGUUCUGUUGCAUACAUCAUGUUUUCUCGUCUCCUUGACAUCGGUUUAGUUCAUUCAUGAUGCUUUCUUUUUCCUGCUCCCACUCUCCUAAGACACUUAUGACGAUUAUUGAUACCACUCAUUGUGCUACCACCCUCAUUACUAGCCACGAUUCCCUGCGGACAUGCAUGUGUUAUUAGUGUAAUCCAUCAUACCCCUGAUACGUACUACUGGUAUUUGUAGAAACACUUGUACGCAUACACGGUUGUACUUCAUAAUCUGUACCUACAUGUUCAUGGAAUUGGUCAUACCUCGAUGUUGCAUUCCACGUUGUCCCAAUACUGUGCCUGUGUAUCGUAUGCUGCGCAUGCGUCUCAACAAAUGAACAUAUUGGCGUUUG
This is a messenger RNA of Somion occarium, 1943 nucleotides long. The record is from the annotation of a GenBank genome assembly. NCBI's taxonomy places the organism in Eukaryota, Fungi, Basidiomycota, Agaricomycetes, Polyporales, Cerrenaceae.